Messenger RNA from Schistosoma margrebowiei, 1482 nucleotides. Lineage: Eukaryota; Metazoa; Platyhelminthes; Trematoda; Strigeidida; Schistosomatidae. The record is from the annotation of a GenBank genome assembly.
AUGAAUUCACAUAAUCAAAUUGAAAUGAAACAUCCAAUUCAAUUAUUAAAAAACUUAUCAUCUGAUUUUUCAAUUAAACAAAAAUAUAAAACAAACAACAAAUUUAUGAGUUCAAUUAAUCCGAAUGAAUUAAUGAACAAUUCAAAAUGUAUUAGUAACAACAAUAAUAUCAAUAAUAAACAGUCACAUUUACAAUGUACAAUUGAUAAAACACAAUUUAUAAUGAAAGAAAAUCAUAAGAAUAUAACAGUAUUUCACAAUCCAUAUCAUCAUCAUCAUCAUUCUAUUCCUAAUAUAUCUAACUUAGUUAAAAACAAUGUAAACCAUCUUUCAUAUACUAAUACAGUGUCUUGUGAAGGUUAUUCACAAGAUCAAUUAAAUCAUAUACCUAUCAAUGAUCAUGUUGAUGAACAAAUUUCAUCGAAUAAUACAUCAAAAAUUUUAUAUAAAAGAAAUUUUUAUAAAAAAUAUCAUUCUUUACAAAAUUUAAUACCUUCAAAUCAACAAAUUCAUUUAGAACAUCAAACAUAUUCAUUAUCUAAAUUUAAUUAUUCUUCAUUUAAUACAAUUUCAUUACAAACAAAUAUUCAUUGUUUAAAACAAAUGUAUCAAUCACAGUCUACAUAUGUUAUUGUAUGUGAAUAUCCAAUCAAUUUAUCUGUACGUUAUAUGGGUAAUAAUUAUCAAAUACCAAAUAUUAAUUUAAUUGAAUUAAGUUAUUUAUGGCAUCAUAUUGGUUGGGGUUAUUUAAUUGCUAUAGCUAAUCGAAAUGAUGAAUUACCUAAUUCAUUUGAUUCAAUUACAUUAAUUCUAUGUCAACCAAUUACAUUUAAACAAUUAUGGAUUGGUUAUAUAGUAAUACCGGAUAAAAUUGAUCAUUACAAUAUCAUUAAUAAAUCUUUAAUAAAUUCUGAUCUUGUUCAAUCUUAUAUUAAACAAAUUCAUAAAAAUCUUAAUGAUAAAUUCUAUCAUACACAUUGUAUUGUUAUGAAAUUAAAUAAAGAUACUACUUAUAAUAUGGUACAAAUGAAACAGAAACAAUUCAAAUCUCAUUCAAUAUUAAAAUCAAUAUUUCAAAGAUUAUUUAAUAAAUUGUCUAAAACUAAAAAUCAAUUUAUCAGUGAUAAUAAUAUUUUCAUCAAUAAUAAACACAAUUUUGAAUAUUGUAUCUGUAAAAUAGAAUCAAUAGAAUCAGGAAUCAAUGAUAAAAUUCAUCAACAAUCAAUGGAAUUCUUUUCAGAAUUGGAUAAAUUAAUUAGUAAUUCAAUAGUAUUCCAUCUGCAACCGGAAUCAGAGAAACAGUUAGCAAUCGAAAGGCAAAGAAAUAAAUACAAACUGGGUCUAUCAACAUUACAGUCUAAUACAAAUUCAUCAGAAUGUAUUAAAAAUCAAAUAUCUUUUCCCUGUUUAUUUCGACAUAUUUAUUCACUUAGUAGAGAUGAUUUACAAACAAUGAGAACAAUCUAUGGAUUCGAAGUUUAA